CUGAUAUGUCCGCCAUCUUGAAGCGUCGGUGAUGGUGGCAAGCGGUGCCUUUCCUGCCUGAGCCGAGGCAGCCCAAGGCCUGUGGUGGGGCUGCGCGCUUGCCGAGGAUACCCUGUAAUGGGCAAGGAACCUGAGAGAAUACAAAGCAUUCUGUUUCGUUAACUUUAAAAAACUUUUGUGUUUAACAGACCAGCAUGUUUUGGAAAUUUGAUCUCCAUUCGUCAUCCCACAUAGAUACACUUCUAGAGCGAGAAGAUGUGACACUGAAGGAGUUGAUGGAUGAAGAGGAUGUUCUGCAAGAGUGCAAGGCUCAGAAUCGCAAACUUAUUGAGUUCCUGCUGAAGUCAGAAUGCUUGGAAGAUUUGGUGUCAUUUAUCAUCGAAGAGCCACCGCAAGACAUGGAUGAAAAGAUUCGAUAUAAAUACCCAAACAUAUCCUGUGAGCUGCUAACAUCAGAUGUCUCACAGAUCAACGAUAGGCUGGGAGAAGAAGAAUCCUUACUCAUGAAACUGUACAGCUUCCUUUUAAAUGAAUCUCCUCUAAACCCUUUAUUGGCCAGUUUCUUCAGCAAGGUGCUAAGUAUUCUUAUAAGCAGAAAACCAGAACAGAUUGUGGAGUUUUUAAAGAGGAAACAUGAUUUUGUAGACCUCAUCAUUAAGCACAUAGGGACCUCUGCUAUCAUGGACUUGUUGCUCAGGCUACUGACUUGCAUAGAACCUCCCCAGCCCCGACAAGAAGUGUUAAAUUGGUUAAAUGAGGAGAGAAUUAUCCAACGGCUCGUGGAAAUUGUCCAUCCAUCUCAAGAUGAAGAUAGGCAUUCAAACGCAUCCCAGUCGCUCUGCGAGAUCAUUCGCCUGAGCAGAGACCAGAUGUUACAAGUCCAGAACAGUUCAGAACCAGACCCACUGCUGGCAAGUCUGGAGAAGCAGGAAAUCAUAGAGCAGCUGCUGUCUAACAUCUUUCAUAAAGAAAAGAAUGAGUCUGCAAUAGUCAGUGCAAUCCAGAUCCUGCUGACCCUGCUGGAGACACGGCGACAGACGUUUGAAGGCCACAUAGAGGUCUGUCCUCCAGGCAUGAGCAAUUCAACGUACUCAGUCAACAAAAAUGUUUUAGAAGCCAUAAAGUCACGACUUUCAUCCUUCCAUGAGCUCCUGCUUGAGCCUCCAAAAAAGAGUGUCAUGAAGACAACCUGGGGUGUGUUGGAUCCACCUGUGGGAAACACACGUUUAAAUGUGAUUAGGUUAAUAUCUAGCCUUCUGCAGACCAACACAGGCAGUGUCAAUCAGCAGCUCAUAGAGCUUAACAGCAUAGGAGUCAUACUGGACAUGUUCUUCAAGUACACAUGGAACAAUUUUUUGCAUACCCAAGUAGAAAUCUGUAUUGCAUUGAUUCUUGCAAGUCCUCUUGAGAGCACAGAAAAUGGCACAAUCACAGAUCAGGAUUCCACUGGGGACAAUCUCUUGCUGAAACAUCUCUUCCUUAAGUGCCAAUUAAUAGAACGAAUACUUGAAGCAUGGGAGAUGAAUGAGAAGAAGCAGGCCGAGGGAGGCAGGCGGCAUGGCUACAUGGGGCACCUGACCAGGAUAGCAAAUUGCAUUGUGCACAGCACAGACAAGGGGCCAAACAGCUCACUAGUCCAGCAGCUCAUCAAAGAGCUUCCGGAGGAGGUCAGGGAGCGAUGGGAGACAUUCUGCACAAACUCUUUAGGAGAAACGAACAAGAGGAACACAGUGGACCUGGUUACUACCUGCCACAUUCAUUCUUCCAGUGAUGAUGAAAUUGACUUCAAAGAAACUGGCUUCUCCCAGGAUUCCUCUUUGCAGCAGGCCUUUUCUGAUUAUCAGAUGCAACAAAUGACGUCCAAUUUUAUUGACCAGUUUGGCUUCAACGAUGAGAAGUUUGCUGACCAAGAUGACAUUGGCAAUGUUUCUUUUGAUCGGGUCUCAGACAUCAACUUUACUCUCAAUACAAAUGAAAGUGGCAACAUUGCCUUGUUUGAGGCCUGCUGCAAGGAGCGGAUACAGCAGUUCGAUGAUGGUGGCUCUGAUGAAGAGGACAUUUGGGAAGAGAAACACAUUGCAUUUACACCAGAAUCCCAGAGGCGUUCCAGCUCGGGCAGUACGGACAGUGAAGAAAGUACAGAUUCUGAAGAGGAGGAUGGAGCCAAGCAAGACCUGUUUGAGUCACACACCAAUACAGAGGACAAAAUGGAAGUAGACUUAAGUGAACCACCAAACUGGUCAGCUAACUUUGAUGUACCCAUGGAGACUGCACACAGUGCCAAUCUGGAUUCUGUUGGGUCUGAUGUAUGGAGUACAGAAGAACCUAUGCCAGCAAAAGAAACUGGCUGGGCUUCCUUUUCUGAGUUCACAUCCUCUUUGAGCUCAAAAGAUUCCUUAAGAAGUAAUUCUCCUGUGGAAAUGGAAACAAACACAGACCCAAUUGAUCCCUUGAGUGCAAGUACACCUGCUCUUGCUACACAGCUAGACACCCCAGGAAGUGUUGCCAUGGAGGCCAGCUCCGAUGAAGAUGAUGCAGAGAGUGCAGACAAGGUAACAGAGACGGUGAUGAAUGGCAGCAUGAAGGAAACCCUGAGCCUUACCGUAGAUGCUAAAACUGAAACAGCUGUCUUCAAAAGUGAGGAAGGAAAAUUGUCUACCUCGCAAGAUCCUUCUUGUAAAUAUGUAGUAGAAGAGAACACAGAGGUUGCAGAAGAGACUCCUUCAGCUCUGCAGCCUACUAGCAACAGUCCAGAUCAGAGGCCUGACCAGCACACCCCUCUCGAGGCAUCUGCCAACGGCCCUGUAUGAUGGCACUGCCCCUGCCUUGGCUGAGGAACACGAACUGAUUCUCCAGGGGUUGGUUGGAUUUCAUCUAGACCCUGGUGAAGCCAGUCACUGCUGCACUAAUUUCGCAAGGGAUCAGGACCAGCAACCUUUCUAUUCUAGAUUUUAAGAUAUUGUACAGAAAUUCCUAAGCGUAAAGAUGCUGCGCCACGAGGAGCCGCCGGAGCCCCAGCCCUGUCCCUUGGGAUGGCCCUGGAGCAGGGCCGCCGCCCGGCAGUACUGUUACUAGAGCUCAAAUGGCUGUAAGAAUAGUUUUAUAAGGAAAAAAAAAAAGAUAAGUGGAUACACAAAUCUAAUGUAUUUGAGACAUAACUAUUUGCUGAUUAGUGUGACCAAAGUAUUUAGCAGUUUUCAUACAUUUUUCACCUUGUAAGAAAGAAAGCAAACAAAACCCAAUUCGUAUUUCUUCUGAACUGCCCCUCUAAGUGUUCUUUUCAGUUGUUCUAGCUGACAAAAGUGAUUUCCAGAAAGUUUGUUGUUUUGUUUUUUUUUUUCCCUUUUUUUGGUGUUCAGCAUUUUACAAGAGGUUUUUUAAUUGGUAAUUGUUUUCUCCUGUAUUGUUUAAAAGCCAGAUCAAAAAUGUUAAGUCUAUAGGUAGAGGUUUUAAGUAUUUAUUGCUACAACUUAGUUGACAAAUCGAUGUUCCUGUAAAGCCAUAAUGUUCUGUUAAGUCUUGUUUGCUUGAGCAGCCCCUGCCAGGUGAAACACUAGAGUCUUGGAAGUGCACAUGGCUGUUGUAUGAAGUGGUUCACCUGCCUCACCGCCCCAGCCAGCACCCAGCCCUGCCAGUGGAGCCUUGCAGAAUAAUCGGCACCCUCCCAGCAGCUGGUGUCCUCGGAGACAAGGCAGAGAGAUGCUUGUGCUGCUGCUGGGCUGCCAGCACCUGCCUUUGGAAAGGAGAGAGUGGUUUUUAAACCAGAGUUUGGCAGCAGAGCAUGUUCAUUGUUACUUUCACUGUACUGAUCCGUGUGAGGCUUUCAUUUGUAUGUUCUCGGAACCAGUUUUUUCCCGGCUGGUUUGUGUAUAUAUAUAACGAUUAUGGAAACUAAUUCUGUGUAAUUUAUAAUUUUCUAUGUCAGUGGAAAAUUCCAGCAGCCUUUUCCAACAAACAAGCAAUAUACUGGAUAUUGCCACAUUGUCAGGUGAAAGGGUUAAAGCACUUCACCUCCUGCACUUUGAGAUGCAGAUUGUUUCUUCUCUGGGUGAUGGUUCUGUUCCUUUCUUUUUCCAUCCUUUGUUUUCCUGACCAGUAUUGAAAGCCAAAAGGAUACUCUAAGCACUGGCCAAUGAUUCCUUUCAGAAGGCAUCCCCAGGGAGGUGCCUGAAUGUGACAUUGCAUACAGAAAUAAAUAAAACCCAGGCCCCCUUCUGCCGGGCAUUGCCCUGCUGCUUCCACCUUUGCAUUUCCUGCAGCCCAUUGGUGCCACUUGGCAGUGCAAGUUGUUACAAACUGCUCGGUUGUGUGAGAGGUGAGGGGGAAAAGCACACUGUCCUAGGUGGAAUUUGUAGCUGUGGUUGCCCUUUUCUUUGUACU
Indicator indicator is the source of this 4380-nucleotide messenger RNA. RefSeq names its product protein phosphatase 6 regulatory subunit 3 (gene PPP6R3). The coding region runs from base 195 to 2810 and encodes 871 amino acids. The transcript has 24 exons. Gene Ontology annotation, molecular function: protein phosphatase binding; protein phosphatase regulator activity. NCBI's taxonomy places the organism in Eukaryota, Metazoa, Chordata, Aves, Piciformes, Indicatoridae. Gene Ontology annotation, cellular component: cytosol; nucleus. The record is from RefSeq and is a predicted model, not a curated record.